UAUAUUUUAAAUAUUCAUUUUCGUAAGUAUAAUGCUUCUUACGAAUUCUUAAAAUUGAGGUUUAGUGUUACAAAGGAGAAGAAAGUUUACAGGAUUAUGUUAUAGAUAUUGAAACGAAUUCUUUGUACAAUAAUUGUAGAGAACACAAUUUUGGAGUAAAACCAAUGUUCUUAGAAGAAAGGAACUACUAUUUAUAAAAUGUAAGAAAAGUCUGUAGGCCAUCUAUCGGCCACUGAAAGAAGAAAAAUCUUUCAAAUGUAUAUACCACUUGGCCUGAUAAUACUCUUACUUUUAGCUAUAGUUUUUAUAAAAUCUGAGAAAUCAAAAUAUUUGUGGUAAAAUAUUCGAUGAAAAUUGAAAAUUUUUAUCUGAAUUAGUAAAAAAGAAAAAAUUGCACCCUAAACGUAUCAAGUCAUGAUAAAGUGAUAUUUUCUUAGUAUAAUACAAUUUAUACGUUUACAUAGAAUUCUUAUACUGGUCAAAAUCAAGUUGACUUGAUACCUAAGUUCAAAUAUUACAAUGUUGACUUUUUAAAAGCUUUCUGAUUGUAAAAUAACGAAAUUUAAAGGUUAAUUUACGAUCUGGAUUGAUCUUCAAGUAAAUAUACUUUGUAUAUAAAAAGAGACUAUGAUAAAAUGGACCAUAUGUUACCAGGGAUAGAAUGUUUUCCGCUAAAGAAUUCGUGCCCUGUUGCUUAAACUAUUAAACAAAUAUAGUAUAUCUAUUUUAGGGAAAACUUAGUUUCGUCAAAAUUUCAAUGUUUACUUAUCGUUAUCGGUUGUUAUGUAUUGAUAAACAGCAGAUCAAUAUCAGAGAUUUUCAAUAUCGAUUUUGGCAUUCUCGAUACUUGUAGUAGUGUAUGCUUUAAGGAAAUUAACCUUGUCCACUUAGGUUAUGAAGGAGUGUAUGAUCAGAGAUUAAAUCAGGAUUAAUACUACCACCCAUAAUAGGGGAGAUUAGUCGAAGAAGUAAUAUUUUGAUAGUCUUUAGGAGCUAGUAGCUAUGAGUAAAUCGCUAAACUCCUCGGAUAUAGUUGACUUCGAUGGACUAUGCCAGAUUUGUCGGCUAAAGAACAAAAGAAAGUCUGCUCCAAUGUAUUGUUCAGACUGUUCAAUGCCUCUCUGCAAAAUAUGCAGCGAUCAACAUCGAACGACCAAAGUAACAGCUGAUCACUAUGUUGUACCGAAAUCAGAAAAGAAAGUAGAACAAAAUUGUUCCAAACACGAUUUCGCUGAAGUUCGAUACUUUUGUGAGAAGUGUUCUCAAUUGAUUUGCGUCAAUUGUACAAUGAUUGAGCACAAGAACCAUGAUAUUGUCGAUUUAAAUGAAAAAAUUGCUGAAUGUGAAGCUGCCCUUCGUAAAGUUAUGGCAAAAAUUUCAAGAAUAUCAGCCACGCUAUCCGAAGAAUUAGAAUGGUUACAGAAGAUAGAAAUAAAUAUAGAAGAGAUAAGGGAAGAGAAGAAGAUAGCUUUGAAUGCUCACGUUAUUCAACUACAGCAAACAAUUAGAUCUCAACACGAGAAACUUGAACAAGACUUAGAUUCUUUCUUAGAUUCUAAGCUAGAAAAAGUCAGUGAUAGGAAAAAAGUUGUUAAAACAAAAUGGCAGGAGUUGAAAAAAGUCCAAGAUUUCGCAAGUCGUAAAGGAAACGAUAAGUUAUCCCAAGAGAAGUUUAUAGCUACAGCCUUACGUGUCUCCCAGCAGGCUGAAAUCUUUCAAAGUCCCAAAGCUUUGGAUAGAAAAGAGUUCAGUGGCCCGUCUAUUAUAUUUUUGAACAAUCAAACUUUAGGUAAAGUAGAAAAUAAUCCUAAAAUGAACUUACUGCCGACUAUUAAUCAAGAUGCUAAGCCGAAUAAAUUAGAUUCUAUAAAGAGAUCCUCGAAAGUUCCUAUUGUUAAGGCCGCGCCUAAAACCACUCCGAGAAAAAGAAAAAAGGUAUACGAGGGAUUAAAAAAAUCUGAAGAUAUUGAUUCAGGUAUACCACUCCCGAGAGAAAUAUCCUCUCGAAGGGAAAUAUCUCUACCCCCAGCAAGAAGCAUAUCAACAAUAUCCCUACAAAGCUUUCCUAAGCCGGAAAUAGCCCAAAGGGUUCCUCCCCAGACUGCGAGAAUAGUAUCAAAAUUUAAAACUACCAGUUAUAUUAAAGAACCUUGUGGUUUAGCAUUUUUAUCCAAUGGAAAGAUAGUUAUUGCAGAUGCUGAGAAUUCCGGCUUGUGGAUUUGUGACAGGUCUGGAAAAUUUCAGCAAAGAGUUCUGUCAACCGAAAUCAACUACCCAGUUGGUAUUUUAGUUAAUGAAUCAGGUAAUAUAGCUGUAGCUAUUGAAAAUUCUUUGAAAAUAUAUUCUCCUCAAUCAUGGAAUUGUUUGAGUCAUUUUCCUAUUGGAUCGGGCAUACGUGGAUUAUCGAUAGACAUCAAUGGAUGUUAUGUGGUAACUGAAGGUCAUGCGCUAUGUGUGUACGAUGAAUCUGGAAGCAAAUUACGAAAUUUUCCUUUAGGAAGUUUACCAGAGUUUUUUAAUUUAGCUGUUGGAGGUAAGCUAUAGAUUUGUUAUUUUUAGCUAAAAGAAUAGGCCAUUAGUUUAAAGCAUAAUAAAAUACUUCGUGACUUGAAUGUUCUAAGUAUAUAAUAUUGUACGCUCUGCUAAGGCUGAUCUCCUCUUUAUUAAUAAUAAUACUGUGUAUCCAAUGCCUUAGGAGUAAGUGUUUAAUACUAUAAUAUUUCCUACUCUUAUAUAUUUAUUAUUUGUGCAUGCUAAGCAAGCACUAUGGAUGUAGAUGUGUCCACUGGAAAGGUAGUAAUAUCGGAUUGACUUUUGAACCCAGAAAUGGUGAUAGACAAUUAAGGAUCUACUCCUAUGACGGCGAUAUGCUGAAAACUACAAGAUUACCUGCCUCAGCCAAAGGACUUUUUAUGGAUAAAUUCGGAAAUGCCUUAAUAGCCUCCACUGGGAGUUUCUACAGUCUGCAAUCUUCAACACAAACUAUUUCACAAAUUAUACCCGUAGAUAAAAGUGGGGCAGCCUUCAGAUUACAUGCUCACUCUCUAUCUAAAACCCCUUCUGGACAGCUUAUCACUGUUCAUGUCUCUCCUUAUACAAAAAGAUCUGAAGUGGUAACCAUGGAAUUGGAACGAUAAAUAUUGUUUAUUGCGAUAAUAAUAUUUGCUUUUUGUGAAGAAAAAGCUUUCGAUUCAAAUCAAAGCAUCUGGCAAUGUUCAUUUCUAUAUCUAUCUUUUAGUGUUGACAUAUAAUAUAAACACAAUUUCUCUUUCUCU
Messenger RNA from Dimorphilus gyrociliatus, 3275 nucleotides. Lineage: Eukaryota; Metazoa; Annelida; Polychaeta; Dinophilidae. The record is from the annotation of a GenBank genome assembly.